AUGAGGUUCUCAUCAUGGCUGAGUCCAUCAGCUAGGAAUUCGCCAUCUAUAAUAGCCUUCUCUUCUCUAUUGACCUUGACGCCGUUAACGCAUGCGAUCACUUUCCAACCGGCUCCUUCCGCCAACCUCGAUCUUUCGAACUUAGGACGUGUAGGACUGGGUGGAGAUUUUGAUGGUAUUUCCUUAUAUAAAUACGCUGGUCAAAAUGAAGAUGGCUACAAUACUACGACCCAAUCCGUCAUGGUACGCUUUCCAACCGGUGAAUUCGAUUCCUUGGCAUCGGCCGACGCUUCAAUCGCAGCCAUGUGUCCGUACGUUAAAUCGGAUGGGACACUCGUGGGGGUAGUAAUUGGAGGUAACUUUACGAGCUUAGGAAAUGUGGAAUCGCAAGGUAUUGCAUUAUUCAAUUCAAAUACAUCGGCAAUCACUGCACUCCCUGGAUUAUCAGGGUCAGUUUCGGCACUCUUAUGCGACGAGAAGACAAAUGCAGUCUACAUUGGGGGUUAUUUCGAUUCGACAAAUUCUUCAAAUGUAAUCAAGUUGGUGGACAAUACCUUGGUCGCCCUACCUUUCUCUGGAUUUAACGGUCGGGUCAAUUCGAUCUCGAAGGCGUCGAACGGAAAUAUCAUCUUUGGGGGAACGUUCACAGGACUUGGAAAUUCUACUGCAACAAUUACCAGCAAACCUAGUAAUGCAACUGAUCAGCAAAUUGUCAAUAUUUCUGGCGCCAACAUCACAAGCAGUGGCACAGCCACCACUACAGGCUUUGACGAUCCAACAAACAUUGUUUGCAAGACUAAUGGCAUUGAUGGCUCUGGAAAUACUUGGUUAUUGAAAGAUGAUACUGCUGGGUGGUGGAAAGCUACGUUUGGUUUUGGCUUUCAGCCUACCAAGUUGAGAUUAUGGAAUACCCACCAAGACGGACGGGGUACCAAAACGUGGAGAUAUACGGCUCAGCCAAUCAAUGGUAUCAUGAACUUUACUUACAUCGAUCCAGCUACAGGUGCUAACGCAACAUGCACAUCGGAAUGCCCUUUGAGCAACAAUGCUAGUAUUCCAUACCAGGACUUUCACUUUGUGAAUUCAGUUGGCAUGGAUGCCUUUCAGAUUGAUGUCUCUGCUUGGUACGGCAGUGGAGGUGGCCUGAAUGGCAUUGAGUUGUUCCAGGAUGAUAUUUUUUCCUAUGCUAUUAACGAUUUCAAUGAGCCUACCUGUGCUUCUUUAUCAACUGCUUCAAACACAACAUCGACCGGUCCUUGGACCAUCAGUCCCUCAUUUCAAAGUGAUGCAGAGUACCUCACAGGAAAAUUUACAGCAGAUACAGCAAGCUCAGCUUCCGUGGUAUUCUACCCUGAUAUCAGAGAGUCGGGCAACUAUACAGUGAAAAUGUACACCCCUGGAUGUAUUCAGGAUAGUACAUGUACCAGCAGAGGCUCUGUUGUUGUAAAUGGAAGUGUGGCUAGUGGCGCUUCUAGUACUUCCGCAACCUUCGGCUCGCCCAUUACCCUCUUCCAAUCUAAUGACUACGACAAGUAUGAUCAAGUAUACUCUGGUUACAUCGAAGCUGCUAGUGAUACCUUCCGUCCUUCAAUCACCCUUACUCCAAGUGGUCAGAUCCCUGGAAAUUCCGAGAAUUUUACCAUUGUAGCUCAACGAGUUGGAUUCAUCUUGAACAAUGCAACUAGCACAGGAUUAAAUGGUCUUUUCGAAUUCGAUCCAAGCCAGAGUGUCAUCAACACUUCCGAUUUCCAGAAUAAUACGAUCGAUCAAGCUGGUAUGAAACUCAAUACCGGUGCUGAGGUCAACGUUGUUGUAACUUCUGGCGACACGACUUUCGUUGGUGGCAAUUUCUCCGCCACAGGAUACGAAAACGUAUUCUCAAUUUCAGACUCGGGUCCUAGCUCAUUAGAUUCCAGAGGAUUAAACGGGAAGGUCCUUACUAUGCUCCUUGAAGACUCAACCCUAUAUGUUGCAGGAAACUUCAGCGGUAAUUCUGGCUCAACGACUACUGCAGGUUUGAACAAUAUCGCCGCUUAUGAUAUCACGCAGAAUAAAUGGAGUGCACUAGGAGCCGGUGUCAUGGAAAGCAAUUCUUCAGUUUCUGUUUCUGGUUUCGCCAUUUGGGUACCGUCACACGACAAUUGGUUACAAAACCUUAAUAUUGCGGCAAUGUCUAUUAACGGUCAACUCACCGCUGCGGUAAAUGCUUCCGGCGACGCCAUCUUUGCGGGUUCGCUCUCAUCCUCGCAACUCGGCGCCAACGGAGUAGUUUCUCUCGCAUCAGGACUAAGCCCAUUCCCCGUCAAGAUUCAAGCUACCCAAGCACAGUCUACAUCAACCUUGUCGAAAAGAAAUACUGCUAGUCAAAAUGUAAGUGGUGUUGUAACUGGGCUCUUUUACGAGAAUGGCUCGCGCAAGAUUACCAUUCUCGGUGGUCAUUUCACCGCAACUUCUACCAAUGGUACCGACGUUAAUAACCUCGUCUUUAUUGAUGGCGCAAAUGACAACACUGUCACUGGACUCGGAUCUCAAAUUGACGCGGAUUCUACCUUCCGUGCACUGGCUAUACAAAAUGACAUUUUGUAUGCUGGGGGCUCUGUUACUGGGACUGUUAAUGGAGGACAAAUCAAUGGGCUUAUCUCAUACAAUCUUAAGACUUCAACGUUCUCAUCACAAACACCAGCUCUCGGCGGAAAUUCAGUUGCUGUCAAUGACAUCGCGGUGAGGAGGAAAACUGGUGAUUUAUAUGUUGGUGGAAGUUUUACUCGAGCCGGAUCAUUAGAUUGCCCAGGUGUUUGCCUAUUUACAGCGUCUGCAUCCCAAUGGAAUCGACCAGGAACAAAUCUUGAAGGUACUGUCAAUACUAUGCUCUGGGCUAGUGAUACCUCUCUUAUUGUAGGCGGGUCAUUAUCAGUCGACGGCGCCAAUGUAUCCGUAGCGACUUACGAUACCAAGGCUCAAACGUGGACCACCGCUACUGGCGCAGACAACAUUCCAGGAACAGUAACAUCUCUUGUCCCAGCCACUAGUGACAUUUCAAAGUAUUGGGUGGCUGGUACUGCAAAAAAUGGCUCAGCUUUCGUUAUGAAAUAUGACGGUACAAACUGGCUCUCGGUUGGGGAUGUAUUUGAAAGUGGUUCAGUCAUUCGUGGUCUUCAAAUGAUGCCUCUUUCAUCAAACCAUGACAACUCUAAUCUUGUUCCUUCCAAUCAGGUUUUGAUGCUUACAGGUGCCAUGGUCUUACCAACCUUUGGUAAUGUCUCGGCAGUUCUCUUCAAUGGAACCACCUUUCAACCUUUUGCUCUCACAAGCAGUACCUCAAAUACCGGAGGUAGUCUGUCACAUAUUUUCUCACAAGAGAAUAACUUCUUCAAACCAUCAGGCGGUCACCUUGCAGUUGGCUUGGUCGUACUUAUCGCUUUAGCUAUCUCUCUCGCAUUAAUAUUCCUUAUAGUUGUUGCAGGUGUACUUGCAGAACGUAUCAGAAGAAAACGUGAGGGUUACAUGCCUGCACCAACAAAUAGUUACGACCGAAAUAAUGGAAUGUCAAGAAUUCCUCCACAACAACUAUUCAGUUCACUUGGUCAAGGUCGAACCGCAGCCGAAAAAGCACCCAUGAUUUGA
This is a messenger RNA of Botrytis sinoallii, 3624 nucleotides long. RefSeq lists its product as uncharacterized. NCBI's taxonomy places the organism in Eukaryota, Fungi, Ascomycota, Leotiomycetes, Helotiales, Sclerotiniaceae. Gene Ontology annotation, molecular function: protein binding. Gene Ontology annotation, cellular component: plasma membrane of growing cell tip. The transcript has 3 exons. Gene Ontology annotation, biological process: positive regulation of establishment of bipolar cell polarity regulating cell shape. The record is from RefSeq and is a predicted model, not a curated record. Bases 1 to 3624 code for a protein of 1207 amino acids.